ACGCUAGGAAACCCCGCCUUCAACAUUGUUAACCAAUGGAAGUGCAGCGUUCUUAAUUUAAACUGUCUAUAGACCUUAGCUUGGUCAACGCUUACAGUGGCGCCAGAGUUUUGAACGGUGCAGCUGAGGUGGAGGAUACUCUGUGUGGUUGCCUGCGUUGCAGAUCGCGAUGACCGUCCCCUCACUGGAGGAGCUGGACUCAUUAAAGUACAGCGACCUGCAGAACCUGGCCAAGAGUCUGGGCCUCCGGGCUAACCUGAGGGCAGACAAGUUGCUAAAGUCCUUGAAAGCCCACCUGAAACAGCAAGCAAGAAAAGAAAAUGAAAAUCAGGAUGAAAGUCAGACUUCUGCAUCCUCUUGUGAUGAGACCGAGAUGCAGAUGACCAGCCGGGAACAAGCUGAGAGGCAUCCAGCUGGGCGUGUCGCCAAGACAAGGAAAAGGCGCAGGACUGUCCACCACAAUCCUGACUCCCAAGUAAAUGGACUUGUGCAAACUGAAGAUAAGCCACUACCCGCGCCAGAAUUGGAUCAUUCAGAGAUAAAAGCAAGUGAUCCCACUGAGUUCCAGAGUCAAGAAAAGCAGGACGCCCAGACUCUCAGAACUGCUGCAGAUGUUCCUUCUCUGCCAGAUGAGAACCAAGGAGUAGAGAAUACGGUGUCCUCGGGGAAAAGGAGAAUAAACGGUAAUGAAGAUUCAAAGGUACCUUCAGAAAGAAAGAAGUCUGUCUACACAGAUGGGUUUUCCAAAUCUGGAAAAAAUAAAAGAAUUGCAAGCACGACUCCAAACUUUAAGAAGCUUCAUGAGGCUCGUUUUAAGGAAAUGGAGUCCAUUGAUCAAUAUGUUAAGAGAAAAAAGAAGCAUUUUGAACAACACAAUUUACUUAACGAACUAAAGCAGCCCAUCACUAAGGGCGUGGCGGGAACUCCAGUUGGUCUCCAAGGAAGACUCUCCCUGGCCCGCACGCCUGCGAGCCAGCAGCGUUCACAGGGCCGGGGCCGGGGCGCUGCAGAUCAGAGCAGCUCGUGUGUGAAAGGGUCGGUCACGCGCUCCACUGUCUCCGCGACUAAAAUGAACGUCAGGUUUUCAGCUGCUACUAAAGAUAAUGAAUACAAGCGCUCACUGACCAAGACUCCAGCCAGAAAGUCUCCACAUGUGACUGUACCUGGAAAUACCCCAACAGGCCAGGCUGUGCUUGGGACAAACCAGUUAAAGACCACAAAAAGGGAAUCUGCUGCAGCGUUUACCCCAUUCAAGUUGUCGGCUGGCGCAGCACAGACUCCAGUUUCCAGUAGGAAACCAGUAUUUGACCUGAAAGCAAGUUUGUCUCGUCCCCUCACCUAUGAGCCACACAAAGGAAAACUUAAACCAUGGGGACAAUCUAAAGAAAAUAAAUCCUUGAAUGAGCAUGUAAGCAGAGUUAGCUUCCACAAGAAAACUUACAAACAACCUCGUCUCCAUACCAGGGAGGAGCAACGCAAGAAACAUGAGCAAGAACGAAAGGAGAAAAAAGCAAAGGUUUUGGGAACUCGAAGGGGUCUCAUUAUGGCUGCAGAUUAAUAGUUUAACAUUCUGUAAAUAUUCCUUUAUUCUGAACCUUCUUUUGUAAAUAUUUUGUACUGUUUUUCCCACUUUAGUCAAAAGAUCUUUUUCUCUGUUCUAAAGUAGCACGUGUUCAUUACCUUAAAACUCAAAAAUUCUUCCAAAUGGUUUUAACCUAAGUCCCAGUACAACUGUUUUCUAACAACACCCAUCCUAUAGAUUUUUUUAUUCCAUCCUAUAGAUUCUUGACCUACAUUAUUAAUGCCAAGUUCCCUCUGCUAGCUCUAAUAUUAACACAGUUGUGAUCCUCUUCUAGGCAAGCUUUAGUAGAAGUUGAACAGUAGGAAGAGGAAUAGGAUAAGCUGGGCAAAGUCACCUCUUCAUCCUCUAGAGAAUCUAAUCACUUAAUGAAACUGUGGGCCAUAUGGAUUGGUUAUGGCAUCAAUAUUUUACCCAUGUUGAAGUGGUUUGUUUCAAGCUUAUGCACCUUUGUUUAGAUCGUGUCAUGUAAUUGCCAUCUCACUUAAUAUAUUCUUAAAAACAAAAACUCUGUAGCUUGGUCUAGCCUUGCUUAUUUAACAAUAUACGAAGCCAUACUGAAGUUGGAGGGUUGCUGCUUUAAGGAUUACUGUGCUGUCAAACUUAUAUCUUAUUCAACUGAUGGAGAGACUGGAGUUGCUUAGCAUCACAUCCAUGUUUGCUGCACGUAAGUGGAGUUCUAGGUUUUGUACUGCCUCAGAUUUUCAUAAAUAAAAUUUUUCCUCACGGUGGUAGAUUCA
This is a messenger RNA of Phyllostomus discolor (pale spear-nosed bat), 2319 nucleotides long. It is a transcript of the gene NUSAP1, whose product is annotated as nucleolar and spindle associated protein 1. NCBI's taxonomy places the organism in Eukaryota, Metazoa, Chordata, Mammalia, Chiroptera, Phyllostomidae. Gene Ontology annotation, cellular component: mitotic spindle; nucleolus; microtubule. The transcript is spliced from 11 exons. The record is from RefSeq and is a predicted model, not a curated record. The coding region runs from base 170 to 1558 and encodes 462 amino acids. Gene Ontology annotation, biological process: establishment of mitotic spindle localization; mitotic cytokinesis; mitotic chromosome condensation. Gene Ontology annotation, molecular function: microtubule binding.